GAUCCAAUGGCAGACUGCACAGGCAGUACAGUGGUCUCCCAGCAACGCAGUGUAAAUACUUAGUUACUGCUCUUGUCCUGGGAGGAUAAACGAGCAUGAAAAGAGUUAACAGAAACAUAGGUCUAAUACCGGUUACCUAAUAUAUAUAUACUGAGACUGCAUUUGUUGCACCAUCGUAGCAACACGGCACGACAGAAUUACAGAUCAGGCACACAUCUGAUGUUUGCUGGCUAGCCAAUGGGACUAUUUGACAAGUUGGUUGGAUGGCUGAGGUUAAAGAAGGAGGUAAAUGUGCUGUGCCUCGGUCUGGACAACAGUGGAAAAACCACCAUCAUCAACAAGCUCAAGCCAUCCAAUGCCCAGGUACAAGACAUUGUUCCAACAAUUGGCUUCAAUAUAGAGAAGUUCAAGACGUCCAGUCUCUCAUUUACCGUAUUUGAUAUGUCUGGUCAAGGCAGAUACAGGAAUCUUUGGGAGCAUUACUACAAGGAAGGGCAAGCAAUCAUAUUCGUCAUUGAUAGUGCAGACAAGCUAAGAAUGGUUGUGGCCAAAGAAGAAUUGGAUAAUUUAUUAAAUCAUCCAGAUAUCAAACACAGGAGGAUCCCCAUCCUCUUCUUUGCUAACAAGAUGGACGUUAGAGAUGCGCUGUCUUCUGUCAAGGUCUCACAGCUACUCUGUUUGGAGAACAUCAAAGACAAACCCUGGCACAUCUGUGCCACUGAUGCUAUCAAAGGAGAAGGUUUACAAGAAGGAGUCGACUGGUUACAAGAUCAGAUCAAAACAAUGAGAACGUGAGCGUGUGAGGAGCGACCACCAGACCCGACAGCAGGAUUCACAGAUGUUUUGUGAAAGAUUGGUUGACUUUUUAAAAAUAAAGCAUUAAUUAGAAUUUAUCCCGCUUCUGAUCACAUACCGUACUGUAUUUAGUUGAGUCUUUGACCAGAGGCCCGUACCAGGAAGCGAGCUAGAGGUAGCUGGAUGACUCCCAGUCUAUCCAGUUUAACCAAUCCACAACAAUGGCAAUCAGGAUCAGUGGUACCAUGAAGCUGGUUAUAAACUUGUUAACUCGCAUAUAUAAAGGUUCAACGUAGCAGACCAAUCACAUUCAUGAGUGCAGAACGGAGAGCGCUGUAUUUCUCCUUUUAGGAACAAAACUAUCGUAUAGAAAUACGAAGUGAGAUAAAAAAAACAAGUCUCAGUGAAAAGUCAAACAUGGUGGCGAUAUCAAAGAGCCGCCAAAUAACGUGGAAAAGGGUUGCUACCUGCUUAAAUGUGCAAAUUACACAUCAGUGACAUCCCAAUCACUGUACUGCAUUUUAAUUGCGGCUCAUCCCUCAGAUGUAACCUCUCAGGAGUGAAGAGGACUUGGGAGCAGAAAAAGAUAAAGUAUAAAACUUUAUGUCAUCUGGUUAGUUGGACUUUUUAAUUAAAUAAUGCUUGGGCUACAAUAAAGCUGGAAGCUGAUGCCACGGUUGCAUCAUGUUAAUACAAGGAGUGAUCAGUCUGAGUGAAGUCAUUCUGAUUUUUGAGCUGUGUGAGAACUCAGAUGAAACAAAUGGCAGAAAAUCUACUCUUAUUUUAAAAAGUGAAAGCUCUCAAACACCAUUCAUCCCUAAAUGUACAGAAAUACCUCAAUAUCUUCUCUACUAAAAUAUAUGCUAUAUAGGAUUCAGAUCCAUCCUGGAAGCUAGCCUGACUGUUCAGAGUAAGUUACCAUGGUAACAUGCCCUGCUAAUAAUGAAUCUGUUUCCAGCGUACUGUAAAGUCAGGGUUUAACAUGAAAUUACUUUGUUAAACUGGUAAACCUGCUUCAUGGUAAAGACCUCAGUUAAACUGGUAAGAGAUAUUCACAAAAAGGUAUUUGGCAAAUGUUUUUUAUUUUUUUAUACGGUUUGAGGGUUGACAUUUUUUAUUGUUCCAGUAAUUAUUGCUUAAUAUUAAGGACAUUAGGGAUAAUGCUUGAAAGCCAUUCUGUCCCCUCUAUAUUUGGUACACUAUGUGACUCAAACUACUAUGGCUUUAUUUUGUUAAUUUAGUCACAUAUUUAACUUCUGGGUGUGACAUCCAAGCUUUUUCAACUUUCAAUUUGAAGUGUAUGUACAGACCAAUUGCCAAAUGUUUAUUUGUUCUUUUUUUUUAUCUCAUAGCAGUCUGACAAUGCAUUUUGUGUUCCUUCUAAUUCCCACUCACCUCCUACCUCUUGGCCAGUACUCCCUUGAGAAGGUGAUUUUUUUUCUCAAUCUGAGUAACACCUGGAUAAAAAUGAAAAUAAAAAUCUGAGGAAAAAAAUGCUAAAUGUUUUUCCAACAGCUGCCUUUUGCUAAUCUCCAUAGGUGGAUGUCGUAUGGCACCUUACGACUGCGGCUUAUUUAAUAAUUAUUUUUAAGCAAAUUUUAUCUAGAAGAAAAAGGAAACAGACAAUAGAUAAAAGAUUUGACUGAAAUAAAAGGAUAGGUUAACUGCUAACUGAUCCGUUUUAGGAUAGUAUGCUUCCAUUAGAAUAAAACAAACAGCUCUAAUUUGGUCAAACUGUCUUUUACAGAUAUUAAGUUAGUAAAGAAACAAAUGUGAAUUUAGUGUGUAAAAAUUGCUGAUAAAAGUCAGAAUGUGGGUUUACAAAGCUAAAUUCCAGCUAAUUAUAUUUUUGCCUUGUUUUAUUCCUAACAAACAAGAUGUAAUCAUUCAAAAUGCUACUUUCAGGUUUAGUCGCAGUAUGCCCAUGAAUCAAAGGCAAAGUACAAAGCAUAAAAUUACAGCCUGUACAAAGAUUUUUUUUUCAAGUCUUUGAUCUUUUCAUGUUUUGUGUCUGACCUAAAGCUAGCUAUAAAACCAGUCUGUUUUGUUUCAAUUAAGGCAUGUAAUCUCAACCCAGCUUUAUAAAAAAAAGUUUAUUUUUCAGUUUUUAAGUCUCUUUUUUUUAUGGAAAAUGAUCAGAAAACAAGGAUUUUUUUACAAUUUAUUUUACAGUAUUAAGCCUGGUUACAUUUAUUUGAAAAGCUGGUCUUUAUUUCAGUCCUCUGUUUAUCCUUUAAAAGGUUGGUGAAUUGUGGCACAACGUUUUUAUUAUUUCAGAAAUGCAGAAUAGAAACUAUGUUCUCUAUUGUAGUCAUUUUCAAGCGUUUUUCCCUGUUCUGUGCUAAGCCUCUGAAGAACUGUUCUGCAAAUACUGAUAUGGAAAGAAAUGCUUUGGUUUGACUAAAUUAGUGUGUGUGAUUCCAAAUCUUGAAAAUAACCUGUGAAAUUGCUGCUACCUAAAAAAAUAAAUAAAAUAAAAAUAUGUUUUUGCAGUUUAGCACUCAGAGAAAACUUUUAAGGGUUUGUUUAGAUAUUUAGAAAACAGAUGUUACAAGGUCUGUGAUAGUUGUUAAGCAAGAAUAACAAUGUAUUUUAAUUUAAAUUAGUUCUUUAAACUUUUAUUUCUGACAGUCACAUGAUGUUUUUUGUUUUGAAGAGCUGGUGCACCUUAGUUUCUCAUCACAUACAUCUGCAGGCCUUUUUUUUAAAGCUUUAACCAAAACUAUCCCAAUCCUGCUCACAGUGAUAGUGAAGACCAUGUGAAUUUGUAAUGUUUCUGUGUCUAAAAUAUUUUAGAUUUUCUGUAUGAGGUUAAGUCAGUAUCCUGUAGCCCUUCGUAUCUGUAGGUCAACAGAGUCCCUGUGUAAUUGCAUUUUAUAUUUUAAGCGAGGUAAAUUCUUACAUCCAAUGCUCAAACUGCAUCUUUAAAUACAUAAUCUUUAAUUCAACUCUGUGUUUUAAUUUUUGAACAAUAAAAUUUGUGAAACUAAGUCUUGCCU
Molecule: messenger RNA, 3794 nt
Organism: Cyprinodon variegatus (sheepshead minnow)
Lineage: Eukaryota; Metazoa; Chordata; Actinopteri; Cyprinodontiformes; Cyprinodontidae
Gene: arl6
Product: ADP ribosylation factor like GTPase 6
Exons: 8
Coding region: 238-795 (185 amino acids)
Biological process (GO): intracellular protein transport; protein localization to cilium; cilium assembly
Cellular component (GO): cytoplasm; axoneme
Molecular function (GO): GTPase activity; GTP binding
Source: RefSeq, a predicted model, not a curated record